AAUAAGCUGAGCAAAGCAACCAAGGGGACUAGAGGUUCUCCAGCAAGAUGGUAUUCCAUUACCCCUGUAAAAAGAUAAUUCCAUACGUGUGGAUUUUUCUACCUUUCACUGUGCAGCUCACACCUCAAUCACCUGUUACGGAACAAGAUAUUGAUCUGUUAUCCAGUGAUCCAUACAUCCCUCACUGCUUUACACGGUCAUUUAAAGAUCUUACGUGUUUUUGGGAAGAAAAAAAUUUCAAAAAUGAUAAAGAAGACAGUUUAUCUAAUCAUGUACCUAACUCUAAAUGUGAUGGGAAUAAUGUCUCAUCUUAUGGCUUUUACUACUCGCGAGGAGAUAAAGAAAAUGAAUGUCCACUCACCAAACAAAAUGGAAACCAUACACUUUAUAUCUGUGUGUUCCCAGAGGAGGAUGUAAUUAUGUUUAAUGAUUUAACUCUAAAAGUAAAGGAUAUGUGUUUAAACAAAACCCUCCACAAUCGUAAAGUAGCAGUAGAAGCUGUAGGUUUAAUAGAUCAUCCAACAGAUAUCACAGUUUACUGGACUGGUAAUGGAAAUAAAUUUCAAGCUGCCUGGAAGAUCUCAGAAGAUAAUGAGUUUCAUGCUUUCUUCUUUUAUGAAGUCCAAUAUUGGCCACAGAGUUUGUCAGAAAAAUACAUUCAAACUUUGCAAACUGAAGAUCAGUUCUGUAGCCUGGAUGACCUCCAACCCGGCCAGUUAUAUCAUCUUCGGGUCCGCACCAUGCCAAGUAGAAAUGGUCCUUUGGAGGGGUUUUGGGGUUCAUGGUCAGAUGUCACCAGAUUCUUGACUCCAUGGUCUUCAGAUGCCAUUGGGUUACAUUGCUAUACCUCAGAUCUGUCUGCAGUGUGCUGUAAUUGGCAGAAAAAUACAGAAAACUACGAGCAACUCUUUUAUCAAUAUGGGGGAUCAGAUUGGUUGCCCUGCAUGGAAUCUAUUUCAAUGAUCAACUGCAGCUGUGUGUUUAUGGCAAAAAGUGACAAUGCAGUCUCUUUGAUAAUGAAUGUGUCAUCCCUUGAUCACACAAGGAGAAUGUACUACAAGGAACCUUUUUGGAUUAACCACAUUGUGCUUCCGCCCCCUCCAGAAUUAAAUGUAAAUCCUCUGUCAGGCGGCAAACUGGAACUAAACUGGUCUAUUUCUGAGCUCAGCCUAGCGAAACAUGUGGUCUAUCAAAUCCGCUACUCAUUGGGUGAAAACUCAACCUGGAAGACUCUGCAGUUUCCUCAAGGAAUUCAUUGUGAUGUGCUCGAGCUCACUCCAGGAUUACAAUACACCCUACAAAUGAGAGCAAAGCCAGAUGGAGAUAAAAUACACGGAUUCUGGGGCACAUGGUCCCCUGCAGUCACUGUCACACUUUCUGCAAGCACUGGCUGGAUAAUUCCUAUUAUUGCUCUAUUCAUAUUAUUGAUUCCUUUGUCUGUGCUGAUUACCUAUUGUGUGUUCCCUUCCAGUUUCAGAAAGUUAAAGAAUAAAUUGUGGCCUCCUUUACCAAACCUACACCGGGUGCUGGACACUUUCCUAACAGAAAUCCAAAAACAGUACCAGCCCAGCUCUACUCUGUAUGAGAAGCCUAUAGAAGAACCCCCCCAGUCUUCUUGCAUUGAGAUUCUUAGUGAUGAGACUCUUCCUACUGAAACCCAGCAAGUAUCUCAGGAUUAUGUUCAGCUCUCCCCUCCGACCUACCAGAAUGAUGAGUACUGGCCAAAAAUCGGCUUGCUCUUGCUCAGUCCAAGCCAAAGCACAGUUAGUCGUGAGCAGCCUUCCAGUGGCAUUACCAACCAGACUUAUUUUCCCACUGCAUGGAACCAGUGAAACCAUUUUGGAGAAAACAGCACAUUUUAUUCAGCUACAAGCAAGUGUUCCUGAGUCAAAUAUAACUUGCUGUGAUUCAAAAAGCAUAGGAACAGUAGAUCUAGAGUUGCUACUUGGCCGGUAAAUAUCCCUGAUAUCAAUGUUAUUACCAGGGGAAAAAAGACAAACAUAUAGGAAGCCAGGUAUUUUUUUUUUCUAAAAAAAGGUGGCAAAGUGGAACAGAUUACUAUAUAAAUGAAAUGUAAUUAUUUCAUAAACAUUUGUUUGUAAGCUUCACGUACACUUGGUGCAUUCUAAUGGGACUUUAGAAACAGACCUUCUAUAUAUCAAAUUAUUAUUUUGAUACUAAUAAAAAAUAUAUAAAUGAAGCAACUACAAACUAAUUUCUAAAGCAAUUGUUUUUGGAAACUUAUGGAGUUGCCAUAUUGCCAGUGUUUUUUGGGGUUUUUUUAAGCUUAGAUGUGAAAAGUGGUAAUUGAUACCAGUAUUUUUACCAGUGAAUUUAUAUAUAUUAUAGCUAAAACACUUAAAACACCAGAGAACUUUAUAUCAAGGGCCCACUAACCACAAUGAUACUGUAGUACUGCUAUUUAGCAAGUAUGUGGAGGCUAAAUGAGCAGGAGUAUGAUUAUUUUACUGAUCCUCAGUCCUGAAAUGAAAAAAUAUUCCUUAAAUUGUGUUGCUGCCUUUGUAUAUUUAGCCAUCUCUGGGGAAUAGCCAGUGCUUUGGUAAUGUGUAUAGUGCUGAAACACAUUUUCCAGCAGAUGGCAGUAUGAGUAUGAAUUUGUUUCCAAAAUGUUUCGCAAUAAAAGUAUUAAAUAGAUAUUAGUAAACAGAAAGCAAUUAUAUUGUAACAUUAAUGGGGUUUUGUUGGACACAGUGCAUUUAAUAUAUACAUAUUCCAAAAGUAUUCUUUUGCUGCUUUAGGAAUAAAUAUUCAAAGUGACCUACUGAACAAAGCCAUAAAUGCUUUUAUAAAUGCGUCAAUUCAUUGUCAGGAAUAUUUUAUUUAAGUGUAGACAAACCACCCACUCUUCAGUUUUCCAUGUUUACCACCCAGGCGAUAACAUUCCUUUUUAAUCAUGUACCUAGAAAACGACAUUCAUAAAUACACAAGCCAGCUGAAGUAAGUAUUAAGCGUGAGCCACAUGAAUGAAUAACUGUAAGAAGCAAAUUACACUAAAGGGAAGGCAGGGUGGGGGGGGAAAAUCCACUGUGCACCCUAGUCUGCUCCAGCUUUUGGUAGCAUUGGGCAUUUCUGCAAAUAUAGCAUGCAGGAGCACACAGUCCUAGUAACACAUUUGGACAGUAGGUGAGGCUGGGGCAGGCUUUAAAGGAGAAUGCAAGUCAAAAUUUAAAAAGCAUACUGCCCAAUAGUCCUCCUAUUGUUUAGUAAAAA
Molecule: messenger RNA, 3231 nt
Organism: Xenopus tropicalis (tropical clawed frog)
Lineage: Eukaryota; Metazoa; Chordata; Amphibia; Anura; Pipidae
Gene: mpl
Product: MPL proto-oncogene, thrombopoietin receptor
Exons: 12
Coding region: 48-1832 (594 amino acids)
Cellular component (GO): membrane
Molecular function (GO): cytokine receptor activity
Source: RefSeq, a predicted model, not a curated record